Molecule: messenger RNA, 1545 nt
Organism: Exophiala spinifera
Lineage: Eukaryota; Fungi; Ascomycota; Eurotiomycetes; Chaetothyriales; Herpotrichiellaceae
Exons: 5
Coding region: 1-1545 (514 amino acids)
Biological process (GO): transmembrane transport; carbohydrate transport
Cellular component (GO): membrane
Molecular function (GO): carbohydrate:proton symporter activity
Source: RefSeq, a predicted model, not a curated record
AUGACCGGUCAUCUUGAUGUCCGAGGGCUCAAAGGCCAUACGAGCAGGAAGAACAUCCUACUCAUCAUUGCCGCGACCCUCGCUAGCUUCAACUAUGGGUAUUCAAACAAUGUCAUCGCUGGGUCUCUGGCCCAGGUUUCGUUCCUUGCGAAAUUCUUGACUGGAUCUAAUGCCACCGCGCUCAUCGACGGAAUCAUCUCGGGGUUCUUUGGGGCUGCGCUCAUCGGCGGUUUUCUACAAGCGUAUAUUUCCAAUCGUUGGGGCCGAAAACGCGCAACCGCAGUUGCGGCCUGCUUUCUCACUUUGGGAAAUGCCCUUCAAGCCGGUGCGGUACAUAUCGCCAUGUUCUUAGUCGGCAGGUACACAGCUGGGCUUGGAGCUGGAAUGGUAAUCAGCAACACACCAGUGUAUCUCAGUGAGAUAUCUCCUGCACACAGCCGUGGCUUGCUCGUCGGCCUUCAGGGCAACUUCAUCGUCCUCGGAUAUAUCCUUUCCUCCUGCGCCGCUCUGGGAUUCCACUUCGUCAAUACAGACUACCAAUGGCGGCUCAAUUUCGUUAUUGCCACUGCCAUUGCUCUCGCACUACUUGCAUCCUUGAUCACUCUGCCGGAGUCUCCCCGGUGGCUCGUGGAGCACGGGAGACCUGAAGAGGCUGGGGUAAUCCUAAACAGCAUACACAAGACAGAAGACGAUCCCGAUGGUAGAGUGGCUCAUGCCGAGUUGAACCAAAUCAUCGCACAGGUUCAGGUUGACCAGAGCCUGCCUAGCAGCUGGAUGCAUAUUAUUCGAAGCCCGUCUCUCAGAAAACGUCUCAUCUGCACUCUUCUGGUUUGGACCAUGGCACAAUCAACAGGCAUCACUGUUCUUGCGAACCUUACACCACAGUUAUUCGGGGCUCUCGGUUACGGCACCGUUCUUCAACUCGCACUCAGCCUGGUGUGGACUGUUUGCUUGUUUAUCGGCUGCUUCUUCAACAUUUACCUCAUUGAUCGCAUUGGUAGAGUGAAGUUGAUUGUCGCCGGCGGAUGGGGCAUGGUCAUCCUGCUUGCCUGUGAAUCCGCGCUACAGGCGCGCUAUCUUGACGGCAGCAAUCUAGCCGGUACAAAGGCUGCUGUCGCAAUCUACUUCAUUAUUGCAUGGUGGUUCACUUCUACUCUGGAGUGUACCGGGUAUGUAUAUGGCUGUGAAAUCUGGCCAACGCACUUGCGAAGUAAAGGGUCUGCAAUCUCCUAUUUCGGCUUCUACAUCUUUUCCAUCUGGUCCACGGCGCCCGCUGCUCAAGCAUUCGCGUCAAUUGGAUGGAAGUACUACAUGGUGUUCAUUGCUGUGACAAUCGCUCUGGUUGUUCCGUGCAUGUUCUAUCUGCCAGAGACUGCUGGAAUUCCGCUGGAAGAUCUUGGGGGUUUGUUCGGUGAUACUGUGGCGUUGGAUUUCGAACAGGCCUUGGAAGAACAAAUGAAGCAUGUCAAUACUGCAACACAUACUGAGAUGGCGAAACCUGAAGCCAUUCCGGUUCAGGCAAAGCGAUCAACAGCAGACAUCUAG